This is a messenger RNA of Aplosporella prunicola CBS 121167, 1545 nucleotides long. RefSeq lists its product as uncharacterized. Gene Ontology annotation, biological process: intracellular mRNA localization. The transcript is spliced from 3 exons. Gene Ontology annotation, cellular component: ribonucleoprotein complex; endoplasmic reticulum; nuclear outer membrane-endoplasmic reticulum membrane network. NCBI's taxonomy places the organism in Eukaryota, Fungi, Ascomycota, Dothideomycetes, Botryosphaeriales, Aplosporellaceae. The record is from RefSeq and is a predicted model, not a curated record. Bases 1 to 1545 code for a protein of 514 amino acids. Gene Ontology annotation, molecular function: mRNA binding.
AUGGCCGAAGUCGCUACCCCAUCUGCCGCGGCCAUGGCUACCGGCGAGCAGAAGUCCGACAAGAAGCAGCAGGUCGUCAAGCCCGAGAAGCCCGACGAGGAAAAGUUCAGGGCCGAGCUGGCCAAGCUGAAGAAGGAACAGCAGGCUGCGAGCGAGAAGCUGGAGGCUGCCAAGGCCAAGGUUGAAACCGCCUUCAACAACAAGGACUCGCCCGCCGGAAAGAGGGCCGCUGAGCUCAGGACCGAGCUGGGUGAGAUCCGCAAGAAGCAGCAGGCCGGCAAGGGCUCGCGCGCCCAGACCCUCGAGCAGAUCAAGAAGCUCGACGAGCAGCUCAAGUCUCGCAUCGCCGAGCAGAAGACCGCCCGCGGUCGCGUCAACUUCAAGAGCGUCGAGGAUGUUGAUCGCGAGAUCAAGCGUCUGGAGGACCAGGUCAACUCGGGCACCAUGAAGAUCGUGGACGAGAAGAAGGCUCUUGCCGAUGUCAGCUCGCUGCACAAGCAGAAGAAGAGCUUCGCCGGCUUCGAGCAGGGACAAAAGGGCAUUGACGACACCAAGGCCAAGAUCGCCGACCUCCGCAAGACCAUGGACGAUCCCGAGUCCAAGGCGCUGAGCGACCGCUACACUGAGAUCACCAAGGAGCUUGACGCCAUCCGGGCCGAGCAGGAUGCUGCCAGCAAGAACCUCACUCAGCUGAAGGAUCAGCGCGAGAAGGCGCGCUCCGAGUACGCCGCGAAGAAGCAGGCCGUCACGGAGCUGUCGGACAACUUCUACCAGGCCAAGCGUGACCACCGCGCUUACGAGCAGGAGGCCUACAAGGUCCGCCAGGCGAAGAAGGAGGCUGAGAGGAAGGCGUACGAGUCGGCCAAGCGCCGCCAGAUUGCCGACCAGAGGCUCGAGGAGGCCAGCGCGCCCGCUUACACUGACGAGAUUCUCACUGCUGAGGGCCUGAUCCGCUACUUCGACCCCAGCGCCCUGCCCGCCAAGGAGACUGCCGACACCAACAAGUUCGCCGCCACUGCCACCAGGACCGUCGACGACUCCGGCCUCAAGGGCAUGAAGGUUGUCAAGAAGGACGAUGACGACUACUUCAUCGGCACCGGUGGUAAGAAGGGCAAGAAGGGCCGGAAGAACAAGGAGGCCUCGCCCGCCGCUACGCCCGCCGAGGGCAAGUUCAACCUGAGCAUCGGCAUCAUCGAGCAGCUGUCCAAGCUCAACGUCGAGGCGCCCGCCAGCCAGGCCGACGUCCCUGCCGUUGUCAAGAAGCUCCAGGAGAAGUCCGAGACCUGGAAGAAGGACCAGGACAAGAAGACCCAGGAGAACAUCGAGAAGGCCAAGAAGGAGAUCGAGAAGCUCGAGGCCGAGGGUGAGGCCGCUACCAACGGCAACGGCGGCGCCAAGGACUUGGGCAACAAACCCUCGGCCAAGAACCAGCAGGUCAACGGCAACGCGGAUGCGGGCGCCGAGUUGGCGCAGGAGAAGGACGGUGCGGCCGACGCGGCUGCCGAGCUCAAGGAGGAGGAGAAGGAGCAGUCUGCCGAGGCUUAG